GCGCGUGCUCCAGGGCCGACCCCCCAUCUCGUCUCUGGCUUAGGAGGUUUACAGGAUUUGUCUCCAGACCUAGAGUCGUGAGAUCAAACGCAGGGAUCACACAUCCGGCCGCAUGGACGGGCUCCGGUUUUUGGAAAGCAGUGCGAACGGAUGUGGAAGGUGGUCCGGGCUUAGAUACCUGACAGGCAUUAGCUUGAAGGACUGCGUGGCUUUCGAGGAUGUGGCCAUUUACUUCUCUGUGGAAGAGUGGGGGCUUCUUGAUGAGGCUCAGAGGCUCCUAUACCUUGGUGUGAUGCUAGAGACCUUUGCCCUCAUCACCUCCCUGGUAUGUUGGCAUGGAGUAGAGAAUGAAGACACACGUUCUGAGCAGGUUUCUGUAGGAUUGUCACGAGUCAGGACUUCAAACACAGAUCCAUCUGGCCCAGAAGCUCAUCCCUGUGGAACAUGUAGUCCAGUCCUGCGGGGCUGUUUGCACCUGGCUGACCAACCUGUGCAGAAGCCAUUCUUGCUUGGGGCAUGUGCAAAACUUCACCAGGACCGGAAUCGUCUCAAUUCAGAGAAAACUUGGCAAGAGGACAUAGACAACACUUCAUUCGUGAGGAGCUGCAGAUUCCCCAUGUCAGGAAAGGCUUCCGGGAGCCAUGAGGCUGGAAAGGACCUCCUGACCACAUUAGACUUUAUCCAACUCCAGGCCAUUCCCCAAGGUGAGAAGCUGUUGACAGGUGCUGAGGGAGAGGUAGUUUUUCAUACCCAAAUAAGCCAUUACAAGUGGGACCAGUGCGAAAGAGCAUCCAGGCAUGAGCAUACUCAUGUUUCCCACCCAAAAGUCUAUGCUGGAAAAAGGCUUUAUGAGUCUAUCCAGUGGGAGGAAGGUUACCGCUGCAAGUUCUCACUCCAGAGAGGCCACAGUGGAGAAAGGCCUUACAAGUGCACUGAAUGUGGGAAAUCUUUUAGCCAAACCUCCCACUUGAAUGACCACCUCCGGAUCCACACUGGAGAAAGACCUUAUGAGUGUGGCCAAUGUAGGAAAUCAUUUAGCCAAAGAGCCACACUCAUUAAACAUUACAGAGUUCAUACUGGAGAAAGGCCUUAUGAAUGUGGAGAGUGUGGGAAAUCCUUUAGCCAGAGCUCCAACCUCAUUGAACACUGCAGAAUUCACACUGGGGAAAGACCCUAUGAGUGUGGGGAAUGUGGAAAAGCUUUUGGGUCCAAAUCUACCCUGGUCCGGCACCAGAGAACUCACACAGGAGAAAAACCAUAUGAAUGUGCUGAAUGUGGGAAGUUUUUUACACAAAGUCAUAGUCUCCUCGAGCACCAGAUCAUUCAUACCGGAGCAAGGCCUUUUGAGUGUAGCCAGUGUGGAAAAUCCUUCAGCCUAAAGUAUGGCCUCAUUCAACACCAGUUGAUUCACAGUGGAGCAAGGCCUUUUGAGUGUGACCAGUGUGGAAAAUCCUUUAGCCAAAGAACCACCCUCAACAAACACAACAAAGUUCACACCGCAGAAAGGGCUUACGAGUGUGGAGAGUGUGGAAAAGCUUUUAUGUUCAAAUCCAAACUUGUUCGACACCAGAGAACUCACACUGGAGAAAGGCCUUAUGAGUGCAGUGAAUGUGGGAAGUUCUUCAGACAAAGCUACACCCUUGUGGAACACCAGAAAAUUCACACUGGGUUAAGGCCUUACGAGUGUGGCCAAUGUGGGAAAUCCUUUAUUCAAAAGUCAGGCCUCAUUCAACACCAGGUAGUUCACACUGGAGAAAGGCCUUACGAGUGUGGCAAAUGUGGGAAAUCUUUCACUCAGCACUCUGGGCUCAUUCUCCACCGGAAAUCUCACACCAGGGAGAGGUCUCAUAGAACCGGAAGUGUGGAGAAGCCUUCAAGGUCAAACAUUUAGUUCCUACUUAAGAGCUUGGUCCUUCAGUGUGUGUGCUGCUUCUUUUUUUCAGUGUUCACCUUUAUGGGGGAACCACCUACCUGAAGUUACACCUCCUACUUGUAAACAUCCUGAGGUAGAUGUUCCCCUAGGUCCAUCCCGAGUGAGGCCAGUGUCUGGUAGAAGCCAUCUCCCACCCCACUCAGUGCUCAGUGUUCAGCCCAGUGUGCUAAGGAAAGGCAAAUGUCUGUGUAUUCCCUGGAGGAAGUCUUGAACAGACUUUAGGGGGAAUGUGUUCCCUCUUCUGACUAAAUCAUACCUAGGCCCCAGGGUUUACUAGAAGACCUAACCUGCAGUCUGAUAGAGGCUUCUACUGUUGCUUACCUUCUUGUAAAUGCUUGGUCCUGUGCCCUUGUGGCUGACUGAACCUUGCAGCCUUCAGUUUACCACCAGGAGCUUCCAGGUCAUACUAUUCUGCUUCACACAUGAAUAAAUGCUGUUUUGUUGAA
Dipodomys spectabilis (banner-tailed kangaroo rat) is the source of this 2379-nucleotide messenger RNA. RefSeq names its product zinc finger protein 416-like. Lineage: Eukaryota; Metazoa; Chordata; Mammalia; Rodentia; Heteromyidae. The record is from RefSeq and is a predicted model, not a curated record. Gene Ontology annotation, biological process: regulation of transcription by RNA polymerase II. The transcript is spliced from 3 exons. Bases 113 to 1891 code for a protein of 592 amino acids. Gene Ontology annotation, molecular function: DNA-binding transcription factor activity; RNA polymerase II cis-regulatory region sequence-specific DNA binding.